This is a messenger RNA of Helianthus annuus (common sunflower), 1875 nucleotides long. Its product is annotated as repressor of RNA polymerase III transcription MAF1 homolog. Gene Ontology annotation, cellular component: nucleus. Bases 949 to 1623 code for a protein of 224 amino acids. Lineage: Eukaryota; Viridiplantae; Streptophyta; Magnoliopsida; Asterales; Asteraceae. The record is from RefSeq and is a predicted model, not a curated record. Gene Ontology annotation, biological process: negative regulation of transcription by RNA polymerase III. The transcript has 10 exons. Gene Ontology annotation, molecular function: RNA polymerase III core binding.
GUUCAUCAGGUACCUCAAAAAUUCAAUCUAAAUUCGUUUAUUUAUUGCUUAAUUAUGUGUAAUUGAAUGCGUGUUGUCAGUACACUCGAUUUGAUGCUACAUGUUACCGUAAUUCGUUUGAUUUUAUGUAGAUCUACUGUUUCUGUUAGGUAAACUGAGAUUAGGUUUGAUAUAUAGGUGUUCAGGCGGUGAAGUUCCUUAGAUCUAACUUUCUCUGCAAAUUGUUUAUCACGUACGUGAAAACUUUGAUUAAAUUCGUUUUGCAUCGUUUUAUUUUGGCUGUAAUCUGUGUAAUUGAACUUGUAGCCUCAGUACACACGGUGUGAUGCUUUGAAUUAUCGGAAUUCGUUUGAUUCUAUGUAGAUCUACUAUUUAUGUUUAAUAUAUAGGUGUUCAGGAGGUGAAGUUCCUUAGAUCUAACGCAAUAUAACAUAGAUUAUUGUGUAAAUCUGACAUAAUGAAUUUAGAUACUUAACAUAUGGAGAACAUAAUGAAUUUUGAUUUGUUUAUAGUUGUGACAGGGUUAUGCUGUUAAAAUCACAUUUAAAAUGUUCAAUUUCUGUUUUGUAAAGUUUCAAUAUCAUUGUUAGGUCUCCGGAUUGAAAGAUCUGAUGAUUUUAUUUCUCUUCUUGCAUUUUUCGAUGCAUACGUCAGAAGAAUGUUAACAUUCAUAAUGGAUUUGUGUGUAUAUAGCAAUAUUGCGAUUGCUGUUCAUUUUUUUUAUUUUUGGAAGUACUAUUGUAUAUUUUAUAUUGACGGUUGCAAGACCAAACGCCUUGUAGCCUAGUGGGCUUGGUUUUAAAAAGCGUGAAGCGCACAAAAGCGGCGAGGUUUAAAACGGAGGCGCAAUGCGCAAAAGCAGCAGCCUUUUCGUACCCGAGCGGGUUCUAGAGUAACACCUUUCCAAACGCAUGCUCGCACUCUGUUGCAUAGAUAUCAUUAUCCAUCAUGAAGUACUUGGAAUAUACCCCGUUCGACCGAAUAAAUGCUUUUCUAGAUCACCUAAAUCUUGGAGAACAAACCAUUAAGGGAUGCAUUGAAGCUUACUCCUGCAAGCAUACCGGGACAGACAAGAGGCUAUCUCUCAGCUUGGAAAACGAGAUUCUUAACUAUCUUGGGAACUCUCCUGAUGACGACUCGUCUUCACCUGCUAACUAUCUGUCCAGUAGAUCCAGCCGAAAGAUGUUGAUCUAUCUGAUUCUGACAUUAUAUCACAUGUACCCAGACUAUGAUUUCAGUGCAGUGAAAGCUCACCAGUUUUUCACAGUGGAGACCUGGCAAGGGUUUAAGCAAAUAUUUGACAGCUACAUGUCUGAUGCAUCUAAGGAAUGGACCAAGACUGAUGAAGAUGGUUCCUUGCUGGAAACCUUGUACAAAGCUUUAGAUGAGGUUAUCAACUUAGCAGAAUGUGAAAUCUAUAGCUAUGACCCCAACUCUGAUGCCGACCCAUUCAUUGAAAAAGGCGACCUGUGGUCAUACAAUUUCUUCUUCUAUAAUCGAAAACUCAAGCGUGUUGUAAGCUUCCGUUUCAGCUGUUUAAGUAAUUUGGUGAGCGACGUUUUUCCUAGUGACGGAAUUUACUACGAGGACGAUGGUGAAGUGUUCGAUGAGAUGGACAUGUGAUGCGGAAAAAAGUUGUACAUACCAUGUUAAUAUUGGUCUAGGAUGGUAGUGUACAAAUUGGUAGACCUAACAACUGUGUGCAGAUGGUUAACUAGUAUGGGAUAAAAGACUUGGUUGCUUAGUAUUAGUAGCGGUAAGCGUUAAAGCAUUGCCUCCAGGCUAGUGACAUUAUAUUACUUUUAUGAAUUGUAUUUUCUUUAAGUACAACUAGGUUUGAUUAAACAGUUUUUGAGUUUAUAUCUUUGUUGAAUA